GGACUAACACGACCUACACGGCAAAGGCAGCAAACGACAUCUAUUGCAGAAAAACGACGGCGAGUCGGCUCAUGGAACAAGCCGAUGAACGCGACUCUGCUGGGCCCUCAACCAUGCCGAAGCAAGGUAAAGGGAGAGUGAAAAAUUGCCAGCAGCUCCAGGCUGCCGACGAAGACAACGUUGUGAUGAGUUUCUUGGCUUGAUGAUUGCUAGUGUGGCAAUGACGACCCAUAUGAGUCCUGAUCCUGAUACUUGCGACGUGCUGAAUUGCUUCCUCCUCCAGAAUGGAAAGCCCGCACUGCCAACCAAACCUCGCCGCACAACGCUUGCAAACGUACGCCAAUCAAAUGAGUUGCAAGGUCAAGGAGGAUGCUCUGCAACCUGCCCUGCCGUGGAGAACAUAAGCCUUCCUCUAUACAAGGGGGUUGCGUACCAGUGAUGUGUCGGUGUAGGCCAAACAAUCCAACAAGGAAUGCCAUCCGCAACAUGUUAGUAAACGCAAGAGCCCCAAGGAGUACUUGCUGGUCGAAGCGGAUUGAGCGUGUGAAUGUGGCAGGCGAGGCGGCGGCUAGCAGAUGGGCAGAUGGUGGUCGAACAAAUGGCCCAAUUUGAUGGGAGGGCCCUCUUAUACGCUCGGUAAUACGGCGGGCACCAGAAUGCUCUGGAAAGAUGUGGUCACAUACAUGGUGGAGCCCGAGAUGGAGCCCUGCCAGGCCAAAGGACCUUUUUGAAUCUACGAGCGCUCUACAAUAGGCAACUGACGUCUCCCACAAUACGGAGAGCAGCUAAGGUCCCCUCCACGAUAUGUGCACACAACCCGCAUGCCCAAACUAGAAUGGAUGCAUGGAAGCCACGCGCAUGACACCAUGGGAGCAGAACUCCGAACAAAGCUGCUGGCAAAAUGGGACCGACCUAAGGUGCUCUGAGGUUUUGAUAGUAGGACCGUGAAGCGGGACCAUGCGAUGCGAGGGCCCAUGCACACGCUAGGGAAGACUUUGGUGCUCGGACAUACGUACCGAUUCACAAAGAAUGGCUACACACACAGGGUGGGGAAGCUAAACUCUCAAAUGGAUCCACCUCGGCGUAUACUGCCCAAUGUUGAGGAUAUUCUCAACGCCAAUAGGGUGGCUACCCGUAGAGGGCGCCAUAUCUCGGCGUGCCCCCCCCACCCCCAACAGAACGGCGAGAGUCACCACUGACCUCGAGUCUUGGAGGCUGCUGACUGGUGACAUUUCCACGCUGCGCUGAGGCCCUUUGAAUACAAAAUGGGCAUCAAGGAUUGGCAACUGGAAGAGCGCCGACGAGGGGACCUAGAGACAUUGGCUUGUGAACUAAUUCUGGACAAGAGAGCUACUUGACGCAAGCGGCCUGCUCUUAGCACACCGCCUGGGCAAUUUUGUGCAGCGCCAACGAGGGGACAGCGACAAUAGGUGUGCAUGGCAAGACACUUUGGGCAAGUGUCGCUCCGAGCGGAUCAAGGCGCGGGCAAGGCCUGAAUGGCAAAGAGAUGAGCGCAGAUGGACAAAUGGCGUGCGAAAACAUCAACACAAAGAAGUGUACAUGCGUCCAGCCGGCAUCACGCGCGCGCGCGCUUUUUCGACACAUCGGGGAGAAGCAGCGGUGCGG
This is a messenger RNA of Ceraceosorus bombacis, 1626 nucleotides long. NCBI's taxonomy places the organism in Eukaryota, Fungi, Basidiomycota, Exobasidiomycetes, Ceraceosorales, Ceraceosoraceae. The record is from the annotation of a GenBank genome assembly.